Molecule: messenger RNA, 1280 nt
Organism: Coniophora puteana RWD-64-598 SS2
Lineage: Eukaryota; Fungi; Basidiomycota; Agaricomycetes; Boletales; Coniophoraceae
Exons: 2
Source: RefSeq, a predicted model, not a curated record
CCACAACAACGCCUUGUCCACCGCCAGAUUAAGCAACUUGGGUAUCCAGCAGAGGAGCGUCCACCGGACACGUGCGCGAGUCAUGGAGUCAUUUGUGGGACAGAUGCAACGGAGCUCGACCAACCUUUACUCUGACACGACACACCGCCUGACUGCGCGUCCUGCCCCUGUCCAAGCUGGCAAAGGGCGCGCAUACGAGGCCAUGAAGAGCGACUUUAGCCCUCCGAGAAAGUCGAAGCCGCCACCCACGAGCCAGCCGUCGCAGAACGCGAACGAUCACCUCCUCACGUACAAGGGCCCGCGCCGGGGCGACGUAAGGGGCGACCCAGAGAGCAGCGAGGACGAGCUGCUUCUUUCUCAGGAUAGCAUAAGAGGAGAGGGCAGGAAGAAGCUGAGUCAUACGACCAGUAUGCGUAUCAGGGACAACGAGGAGCGGGGCAGGAAGCGAAAAGAGAAGGCGGAGAAAGAGAAGGAUCCGGGGCGGGCGGCGCUAAAGGGUAUCAUGCCUAAUCCCACCACACAGAACUUCAGAGGCUUUAAGAUCACGAAGAACUCAACGGCUGCGUCCUCGAGCAAGCCCGAGGGCGCACAUAGAUCUGUCGAACCGCCCCCUAGUUCCUCUCUAGCCACCAUAGAUGUCGACCCGGACGAUGAUACCUCUCACACCACGCGCCUCGGAAAGUCUCAAUCGCGCACCGGCGCUCGCUCUGACAUGACCCCUACGCGCACCUUGGCAGGAAGCAGCCGCGCGCAGGGAAACAACGCGCAUAUAGCCAACCAGACACGCGAGGCGCGGCUCAAGAAGCGCGUCAUGGUCGAGAAGACGCGUCGAUGCGUAGACACGGACGACGAAGACGAGGACGCGGACCUGUUCGAGCACCCGCCAGCCGCACGCACGCGCGACGCGGACAAGGACGUGUCCACAUCCAAGCCCAAGCCCAAGCCCAAGCCGAGGAAACCUCAAGUUAUGUCCGACGACGACUCGCCGCCGCGCCCCAAGCCCACCGCCAAACCGCGUCCAAAGCCGCGGCAGAAGAUAAAGUCCGCCGCUACCGACGAGGACGAGCGCGCCCAGUCCGAUCCGGAGGGCACACCGCGCGCGUCCCGCCUCCGGAAGCAACACGGCUCCACCACGGCUGACGAUCUCUUCGGCCCCGACUCACCAACGUCGCCAUCGACGCCCAAACGCAGGAUCAGGGCCUUUCCGAUGGGCUUGCCCGAGCCGGCGAAAGAGAACACGGGUGUUCCUCCGCCGAGGCAGGCGGGGGGAAAGGGCAAGG